AUGUCGAAUCCCAGAAACAGAGCUACUACAGCCCCUGGUUUGAAGGUCAAUAUCAAUUCUAUUUGUGCAAUGCUUCAGGCUGCAAGGAAGUACGGUGCGAAUAACCCUGUUCCCAUCAAGUUUAUCUUUACUUCAUCUCUCGCUGUUUACAGAAGACCUCUUCCUGAAGUGAUCAAGUUUGAUACUAUCACUACUCCUGAAGGUUUCAUCGAUGGACGUAUCAUCCACCUGCCCACCGUUGCCGUGCGACCCAGGGCCCCUUCUGCUGCCACCUCGACCUUCAUUUCCAGAAUCAUUUGUGAGUCUCUCAAGGGUGUUGAGGCCAUCUGCCCCAUUGGCAAUUCGUUUGACUCACCCGAGCUCAACCUCGCACUCUGGAUUGCCAGUCCCAAAGUCACCAUCAAAAACUUUGUCAUUGCCAAGCACGUCUCAGCCGACAAGUUCCUCAAACACACACACGUUGUCUGUCUACCUGGUUUCACCACCAUGGUCCGGGAGGAACUUGAAGUGAUGGAGAAGGUUGGAGGAAAGCAAGUGUUGAAUCUUGUCAAGUUCAAGGAUGACCCCACCAACUGCAGGAUUGUAUCUUCAUGGCCAGUGCAGUUUGACAACACCUAUUCUCUGAGCCUUGGCUUCAUUGUCGACGAGGGUGGAAUACUUCACCAUCACCCUCGCCCUCAUUUUUUAAACCAAUAUAUCAACCCCAUUGUACUUGAAAACAUUACAUGA
Molecule: messenger RNA, 729 nt
Organism: Marasmius oreades (fairy-ring Marasmius)
Lineage: Eukaryota; Fungi; Basidiomycota; Agaricomycetes; Agaricales; Marasmiaceae
Exons: 6
Coding region: 1-729 (242 amino acids)
Source: RefSeq, a predicted model, not a curated record